GCUGGUAACAAGAGACGACGAGUGGCGACAACCAGUGAGGAUGCGGCGGACCCCGCAGCGGGGACAAGCCGCAGGCAGGAUGCUUGGCUCCGCUGGCCUGCCGUUGUUUUCGGUCCCCGGCCGCUCUCGGACCCCGCCGCACCUAUGAGGCCGACGCCAAUGACGCCCCGAGUCGCGACAGCGAGGCGGAAAGUGUCCGCGGACGGCGAGCAUGUGCUGCUGCUGGCGGGUCGGGUUCGCAUGGACGCGGUCGUGUGUGGUCGAUCUGGGCCGGAACCAGAGCGUCUCUGUUCCUAAUUGCUACGCCGGCGAACCGCUCUCGUUGUAUGGGUCCGUCAUCGCCCGUCCCCUGCAAGACCACGGCGGGAUCAUGUCAGCGCUGGGCUCGGACUCGUGGUGGCGGAAGACGCUCUAUUUGACCGGGGGCGCUCUGCUGGCUGCUGCCGCCUAUUUGCUGCACGAAUUGCUGGCUAUCAGAAAAGAAGAAGAGUUGGACUCUAAAGAUGCCAUCAUUCUGCACCAGUUCUCCCGACCCAAAACUGGCGCCCCUUCCUUGUCCCCCUUCUGCCUUAAGACGGAGACGUACCUCCGCAUGGUGGACCUGCCCUACCAGAACUACUUCGACGGCAAGCUUUCGCUGCAGGGCAAGAUGCCGUGGAUCGAGUACAACCAUGAGCAAACGUGCGGCUCUGACUUCAUCAUCGACUUCCUGGAGGAGAAGCUGGGUGUGAGUCUCAACAAGAGCCUGACGCCUCAGGAGAGGGCUGUGUCACGCGCCGUCACCAAAAUGGUGGAGGAACAUUUAUACUGGACCAUCGCCUACUGCCAGUGGGUGGACAACUUGGAGGAGACCCAGAAAAUGUUGUCAGUGAGCGGGCCGCUGAGCGAGCUGCUCAAGUGGAUCCUGAGUCACGUGACCGGCGGCAUUGUCAAGCGGGAGAUGUACGGACACGGAAUGGGACGCUUCUCCAAGGAGGAAGUCUACGCCCUGAUGGAGAAGGACAUGCGCACGCUGGCCACCUUGCUAGGCAAUAAAAAAUAUUUUAUGGGCUCCAAGAUUUCAACAGUAGACGCCACAGUGUUUGGUCACCUGGCCCCCGCCAUGUGGACCCUACCUGGAACCCGACCAGAGCAGCUCAUCAAAGGUGAGCUGAUCAACUUGGCCAUGUACUGCGAGCGUAUUCGCCGGCGCUUCUGGCCCGAGUGGUUUGUGGACUUGGAGGACUUCCGCUACAAGGACACGUCUGAGAGCAGCGUCUCUGCAUCCAGGCUGCCUGACCUCGGCCUCUACUCCCGUACGGACACCCUCCAGGACGACACCCACUCACACAGCGCACACAGCAGCCACACGCCACCACCGCCGCUGUCGCCCAUCAGCGACCCCACAGGCCACUCGCUGUACGACUCCGACAUGGACACGGACUUCUCCGAGAUGGAGCUGCUCAAGUGUUGACGAAAGGUUACGUAGACGUAAAAAAAGAACCUCUGUCCUCGCAGACCUCUUGGGCUCCCAACACACAAGAUGUCACAUGGGCGUAAUCGUGGCAAUGUGUGUGUGCGCGCGCCGCCAUUGUUGCCCCUCGUGAGCCAAGAGCGCCAUCUAUUCACUAAAAAGGCCUCAUGUAGACGGACACUCAUCAAUGUAAAUACGAAAAAAAAUGACAUGCGUAUAUGCAUAGAACUAGAUAGCUUGCUAAUAUCAAAGAAUAACAAUCAUGUCAUGUAAAUAUUUUACUCAGACGUUACUCACAAAAAUCCCCCUUUAACUGAUCUUGGGUUGGUGUGAACAGCUGGCAUUUAAUCCCCUUUCAAAACAAUUAGCAACAUAUGUAGAAUAAAAUUAUUAAUAAUCAAUAACUCAUGCAAAAUGACUUUGCGUUUGCCAUUACUUGGCGCGAGGAAUUACAAAAUAUUUUUUGUGAAACCAUGUAUUUAUUUUUUGUAAUCAUCUUUCAGACUAAUUUCCUCAAUUAGUUUUAUAAAAAUGUUUUAAGUUGAUUUAUGAAUCAAACUACCAAGGUGUCGUAAAGCAUCAAUGUUUCAGGGUUAGUUACAUAUUUGGCCUUGACAAAGGUCUUUGCCCCUGAGUGCCGUUGUAGUUAUUUAGAGCGGUAACAGCGCCCCCUGCAGCAUCACAGUGAAAACACAAGUUUGUGUCAUACAAAGAGGUACAUACAUAUUUCUAUGUAUAAUAAU
Molecule: messenger RNA, 2196 nt
Organism: Entelurus aequoreus (snake pipefish)
Lineage: Eukaryota; Metazoa; Chordata; Actinopteri; Syngnathiformes; Syngnathidae
Gene: faxca
Product: failed axon connections homolog, metaxin like GST domain containing a
Exons: 6
Coding region: 212-1453 (413 amino acids)
Cellular component (GO): cytoplasm
Source: RefSeq, a predicted model, not a curated record